This is a messenger RNA of Aspergillus mulundensis, 1014 nucleotides long. RefSeq names its product SDR family oxidoreductase. The transcript has 3 exons. Gene Ontology annotation, molecular function: oxidoreductase activity, acting on the CH-OH group of donors, NAD or NADP as acceptor. NCBI's taxonomy places the organism in Eukaryota, Fungi, Ascomycota, Eurotiomycetes, Eurotiales, Aspergillaceae. The record is from RefSeq and is a predicted model, not a curated record. The coding region runs from base 1 to 1014 and encodes 337 amino acids.
AUGUCGCUAUCACUCGAGCACCUCUCUCUCGUCCUCGGACAAUGGCUGCAGCCUAUUGUCCAGCAGCUCCCGCCGGCCGUGCAGAACAUCCUGCUACACCCCAUCGUCCCGAAAGCGUUCUUGGUGCUGUUGGCCUUUGCUGUCGUGCGACAGACAAACCGCGCCCUGACCAAUUGGUCAAUGAACAAUGGCGAGAGCGACAGGUUUGACCCUGGCCACGAUCUCGUCCUUCUUACAGGAGGCUGUAGCGGCAUUGGCAAGCAGAUGGUGCUUGAUUUAGCCAAAGUGCGAGCUCGUGUGGUGAUUCUUGAUAUCCAGGAACCGACCUUUACCCUGCCAUCCGGCGUUGCCUUCUACAAGGCGGACAUCACCUCCUCUGCGAGCAUCGCUGAAGUCGCAGCAAAGAUCCGCGCAGAGCAUGGCGAUCCUACUGUACUGGUGAAUAACGCUGGCGUUGGCCACGAUGGCACAAUUCUCGAUAAACCAGAGGCCAAAAUCCGCCAGACCUUCGAAGUCAACACGGUUUCACACUUCCUUAUGGUACGCGAGUUCCUGCCGAGCAUGAUCGAGAAGAACCACGGACAUGUCAUCACGAUUGCCUCGAUGGCCAGUUUCAUUGGCCUCGGCGACAUGGUGGAGUACAGCUGCACCAAGGCAAGCGCGCUCGCGUUCCACGAAGGACUGCGCCAGGAACUGCGGUUAUGGUACAAGGCACCGAAAGUUCGGACUACUGUGGUACAUCCACUCUGGGUUCGCACGCCCAUGAUCAAGGUCCUGACCGACGCGGGUUCAGAAUUCAAGCAACCGAUCCUUACACCGGAGAUGGUGUCCGAAGCAGUUGUGAAGCAGGUCCUCGCUCAGCGCAGCGGGCAGAUCAUCCUGCCCGGAUACUACACGCCACUCAGCAUGUUGCGGGCGCUGCCGAACUGGUUUCAGGAGUAUGCGCGAGGAGUCGGAUCCCAGGAUUUUAUUAAGCUGCGCGAGUGGCAACAGAAGCAGCUGAAGACGCAGUAG